UUUGCGGCCGUCAAGGUAGGAGGGAACCUCCGAGUUCUCCUCGGAGCGUAAUCGAGCCGGAGGAGGCGGAAAAGAGAGGCGAGAUCGAGCGCGUACCAAACAUACACGAGCACCAUCGCACACGCGCGCAACAAAUGUUCGCUUUUAAGUGUUCUGUGCUCUGAAUGGGGAUCCAAAAACCACGUUUCUCCACGUUACUCUCGAUUCUUAACAAAUAUUUUUCGCACCCGAACAGGAAUUUCAUCGCCUCGCUGACAAUGUGCGAUCGUUUACUACGGAGGAUUUCAUGCGAUUUUAUCGUGACGCCAAUUUUUAUUAUAUCACGAACAUUUAUAUGCGCUUAUAAUAUUUUUUAAAGUCGAACUUUCUAUCUAUUUUGCGAGAUACCGAUCAAUUUAUGGUAAAAGGUAAAGGUUCGACCCGUCGAAAUCUGAUCGUAUCGCGUGACAGAGCCAGCAUACAUUAUAAUCACGGGUAACUGCAUAGCAAAUUUUGUUUUCGAUCUAGGAAACAAAUAGUGCCGCGAGAGGUGUGCUGCCAUCAGUGGUGCUCAAUACCAGUGGGUCAAAGUAAAGGUACAGUAGACGGGUGCAGGGGCAGCUGAUCGAGAGGGAACGGGACGGAGAAUCGUGCAGGGACAAGGAGAGGAGGAUCGUGUGUACGUAGCGUCGGAAGAGUGUACCGGACCGCUAGUGUUGUGACGGCGAUCGUGCCCACGACUUCUCUGCCGGACUGUGUUCCGUCAUUUCUGUUUCCCCUUCUUUCUGUCUAUCUGUCUCUUUUUCCUUCGAUCCAUUCUUUCUCACCCCUUUUCACACUCUCGAUCUCUUCCAUGUUCUUACCUUUCGAUUCAUUUUCCUUCACCCUUUUACUUUUAUUUCUCUGCUUCGAUUCUUCUGUCCCUCCCCUCUUCGUCCGUUGACUCGCCCUCUCCAUACCCGAGCGUAUCGGGACCCUCCCUCGCCGAGUCGCUCGCGCGUUUUCGUGAUCCGCGCCCGACACUUCCGGCGAAAAGUGAGCCGUUAACCGAAUCCACCGGAGUACUCGAUGAAUAACAGACUCUGGAGAACACCGGAAAAGAGGAAGCAAGAGGAGGUGUUUCUGGAUUGUGUGACGCAUCCGCGAGAUCGUUUGUGCGGAGAAGGUGCGCGCAGGUGUUUCGGAAUAGUGCGGCACGACGGCGGCAACCACGUGUCUUUGGCGACGGAAGCGACGGCUCGCGAUUACGUUGUGACGGUAUAAAGAACGGAAGCUUUUCGAUUCCAUUGGUUGUCGCGUACAUAUUGUAAGGUGCAUUUCCGGCCCAGCAGGAACCAUGCGCUAUUCAUUGGUGCUUCAAGCGUUCAUCGUCGUUGUACAUAUUGUACCCGAAGCGCGGCUUCAUCGACCAUCAAACGUCAGGGGUAUAUACACCCUCGAGAAACAUGUCCACGGUCACGAGAUCGUGAUACCACGAAAAGUGACCCACCUGGGUGAACUUAUCUCGCACAACGUGACCCACCACCAUCACGAGGAUGGACCAGUGGUCCACUAUCGAUUGUCGGUCGCUGGUAACGAGUACCACAUCGAGCUGACUGCCGUGGAAAACUUUAUCGGAGCUGGUAUGGUCGUUGAAAGGAGAAAAAGGGACGUACAUGUGCGCAGUCGGCCAAAAAAUCGGUCGAGCAAGUGCCAUUAUCGGGGCUUCAUUCAGGGACAUACGAAUUCCCAAGUUGCUUUGUCCGCCUGCGAUGGUCUGGCGGGCAUGCUGCGCGGAGACAACGGCGAGUUCUGGUUGGAACCAGUCGCAGUGUCCCCGGAAGAAGAACGGGUAGGACUGGAGGAAAGACUGGAGGAAGACGCCGGCGCCGAGGGUCGUUCUUUGGACGGAGUGCACCGGAACUCGCUGGUCGGUAGGCCGCAUCUCGUGUUCCGUAGGUCUAUCGAGCAGCCGCAGCUCGAAAUCGGCGCCGCAGGCGGUACCAGACGCCGACGUAAAAAGAAGAGAAAACUCGAGAGAAACUGUGGCACUCGCGAACCUAGACGAUUGACGGAAACGAGGCUCGAAUGGCAAACGCAGCCAGGCCUCGUUCAGGUUCAAGGGCGAGGACGAAGAAAACAACAUCAGACGAAACGAUGGCAGCGUACCAGGAGAUCGAUCAGUCGACCUCGUCACGUUGAGGCUCUAGUUGUCGCUGACACGACGAUGAUGGCUUUCCAUCAGGACGGAGACGUCGAGACGUAUCUGCUGACCAUCAUGAACAUGGUGUCGUCGCUCUACCUGGAUCCUACCAUCGGGAAUUUCAUCAACGUCGUCGUAGUCCGAAUAAUUCUCGUCGAGGAGGAUGAGGCAGAACAUUCAUGUUUAAGCGGUCGAAGAGCGGUCCAUGCUAACGUUUCUUUUCAGCAAGGACUGGACAUCACGGUGAACGCGGACCGGACGUUGUACAAUUUCUGCAAAUGGCAACAGAAGCUAAACCCUGCGGACGACUCCCAUCCGAAUCACCACGAUGUGGCGAUUUUGGUGACAAGAGAGGACAUCUGUUCAAGAGCCAACACACCGUGCAGCACACUGGGAGUAGCCCACGUAGCUGGCAUGUGCCAGCCUGAUCGUAGUUGCAGCGUCAAUGAAGACAAUGGGAUCACUUUGGCGCAUACGAUCACGCACGAAUUAGGACACAACUUCGGGAUGUACCACGACACGGAGAAAAUAGGUUGUAGCAAACGAGACGGCGAUACCUUGCACGUGAUGACGCCAACAUUCGAGGUGGACACAAUUGGCGUCGCUUGGUCCAGAUGCUCCAGGAGGGAUAUUACAAAUUUUUUGGAAAAGUCAAGAUUCCUUAAUAAAGUAGCCAUCGAUUUGAAAGAAAAUCAUCAGCGCGUGAAUCAUCAAGAGCAGGAUCGUUCUUUCAGUCAGGGAAAGGGAGUGUGUUUGGAAGAUGAACCGGCAGACAACGAUUACGCGUAUCCUGAUUUACCACCCGGCGCGAUGUACAACGCGGAGCAUCAGUGCAGACUUCAGUUUGGCGUCAGGGAGGCUUCCGUUUGCUCUCCGUUGCAGGAGAUCUGCUCGAAAUUAUGGUGUAUCGUCGACGGUACUUGUACCACUAUGCUUCAUCCGGCUGCUCCAGGAACACAUUGUGGAAAACACAUGUGGUGUCAAAAUCAAGAAUGCGUACCAAUCGUGGACAGACCACGACAAAUUGACGGUGGUUGGGGCGAAUGGGGUUCGUGGAGCGAGUGCUCGCGAAGCUGCGGUGCCGGUGUCUCCAUCGUGGAGCGGAAAUGCGAUCAUCCGGAACCAGCGCACGGUGGGAAAUUUUGCAUCGGCGAGAGACGGCGCUACAAGAUUUGUAACACGCAUCCAUGCCCGGAAGGCACGGCCAGCUUCCGAGCAAUCCAGUGCAGCAACUACGACGGCAAGGAGUAUAAAGGGAAAAACUACACCUGGUUGCCGUAUUUCGAUCAGACGGAACCAUGCGAAUUAUACUGCACCGACACAGAGGAGAGCGUAAUCGUGCCAUGGGGCGAAGCUGCUCUCGACGGUACGCCUUGUAACGUCGGCACCAGAGACAUGUGCAUCGCCGGAAUCUGUCGGAAAGUCGGCUGCGACUGGACCGUCGAUUCGGAUGCCACGGAGGAUCGUUGCGGUAUUUGUCACGGGGAUGGAACGCAGUGCGAAACAACGGGAGGAGUUUACGACAAAAACGAUGGCCCCGGGUACAAGGAGGUCGUCGUCGUUCCUUCUGGCUCGAGGAACAUAAAGAUCGAAGAGAUUGGCAACAGCAAGAAUUAUAUCGGAUUAGGAGUACCUAACUCUGACAAGUAUUUCCUCAAUGGGAAACGGCAGAUCACCUUAGCAGGGGAAUAUGAAGUUGCUGGCACCCCGGCUCUCUACGAACGAGAUCGUGAUAGGGAAAAGGUUCGAAUUCCUGGACCUAUUCGAGAGGACAUCGCAGUUUAUUUGAUUUCCAGAGGGUACUAUCGUAAUUUCGGUUUACGGUACGAAUACACCGUACCGAAGAAAGAACCUGAUCGAGCACCGGAGUAUUCUUGGUUAUUUUCCGACUGGUCACUAUGCACGGCCACUUGCGGUGGUGGUACGCAAACCUCGAAAGCGGUUUGCAACGAAAAGAAGAGCGGAAUUGUCGAGGACCACUUUUGCGAUGGUAUCGAGAAGCCUGAAUCGAUUUUGCGGGAAUGCAAUCUGAACCCUUGCCCUGCCAGGUGGUGGAUCGGCCCAUGGCAAAUGUGCCCGGUAACGUGCGGGGAAGGAGCGCUUCGAAAGCGCUCUGUGAUGUGCGUUUCUUCGGGGAUGGGCCCUGAUCGAUCCGACUUAGCCUUACCCGACAGAGAUUGCAACAGAGACGUGAGGCCCGAAGAAGUCGGUCCGUGUCCCAACUUACCGCUCUGCAGCUCCACCGAACCACCUUUGAUCGUGUAUGCCGACAACAAGGACGCCUCAUUCUAUAACGUAAGCUCGAAUGAUCAGGACGGCAUCACGAUCGUCGACGGAUUAACCACCGAGGAACCGGAAAUCCUCGAGUUCGAUAACGUGGUCGAUGAGAAUCCGGACAAUUCUAUGUACAAUACGAAGUCGAAAUGGAUCGUUUCGAAGUGGAGCCACUGCACGAAUGGGAAGAGAAGCAGGAAGGUUAGCUGCUCGGUUCAAGGGGACUGUACUCUCGAGAACAAACCCAUCAGCGUCGAACUCUGCCAAGGUGGUAGAUGGGUUACUGGAAGAUGGGGAUUUUGCAAUGCAACUUGCCUCGUAAGAAUCGGCAUUAAGCGUAGGGAAGUCGAAUGUCGUGAUCGUAUAACGGAAUUGCUGUCCAAUGAUUGCAACCUCGAGAGAAGACCAAUCGAGACGAGACGUUGUUAUCAUAGGAAGCAAUGCACGAACGAUAAAUCCGAAUGUAAGGACACCAUAGUACCAGCCUCGAUGUGUGCAACUUAUAAACGUAUGUGCCACGUUUCAUCGAUUGUACAGGAGAAAUGUUGCGCCACGUGCUCCAAAAAGCGAAGACACGGCCGUCACAACAGGAGACAUCUCGGCGAUUGACUUAACCAGAAGUGCAAAGUAUAUAUUAAAGUAGUAAUAAUUAUGAUUCCCGGUAUCAUGUUUGAUGGACGCUUGUAAAUCUAAAUAAGAUUUAGAUAUAAAAUCGAUAAUUGAAAGUACAAGUUUAAAGAGAUUUAAAGUUCUGAAGCCAUAACUAUUACUUCUUUAACGCCAUAUAAUAUCAACGAAUCUCGAUAUAAUUACGAGAAGAACGCUUUCCGUGAAACAGGGUCCGUCCUAGUUCCGUACUUGUUUGCGAAACAAGUUCGCUGAACAAUAAUACAAAAGUACUCGUGAUACUGUGAAAUUUUUAACGAACUUCGAAGGAACUGAAAAAGAAACGAAAAAGUUACGAAAGAAAUAGAUAAGAUACUGAAAAUUAAACAUUCCAAUAUAAAUGAUAUUGCAUUUGUGAUUCUGAAUGAUAUGCUAUAAACUGUAAUUGUUCUUAAAUACCUUACUGAAAUGUUGAGUACAUAUAGUAUGUAACUUAGCUGUAUUAAUGCUGUAGAUAAAUCUAAGACAAGCGUUUUGUAAUUUUUAUAGUUCUAGUAAUUUAACGGUGCAAAUAAAUGAAUUAAUAAACAUUUGCAAAGUA
Molecule: messenger RNA, 5642 nt
Organism: Megachile rotundata (alfalfa leafcutting bee)
Lineage: Eukaryota; Metazoa; Arthropoda; Insecta; Hymenoptera; Megachilidae
Product: A disintegrin and metalloproteinase with thrombospondin motifs 7
Biological process (GO): proteolysis; extracellular matrix organization
Cellular component (GO): extracellular matrix
Molecular function (GO): metalloendopeptidase activity
Source: RefSeq, a predicted model, not a curated record